Messenger RNA from Oncorhynchus nerka (sockeye salmon), 1268 nucleotides. RefSeq lists its product as uncharacterized. The record is from RefSeq and is a predicted model, not a curated record. The transcript has 8 exons. NCBI's taxonomy places the organism in Eukaryota, Metazoa, Chordata, Actinopteri, Salmoniformes, Salmonidae. The coding region runs from base 65 to 916 and encodes 283 amino acids.
GCAUUAUGUACGUCAUAAAGACUACCUCAACAGCUUGGUUGGCCAGGACUGAAAUGAAAGAAAGAUGGAUCGUAAUGAUGAGAGAAUCAAAAGAGCUUUAAGACGCCGCCCUUAUGUGUUGAAACCAGUGAGGGUGAACACCCCUGAUUCCGUGUUGUGGCCAACCGGCAUGGUGCACAGAAGGCCAAAGCCUUCUGGAAGGGUGACUCGGCUGAUAGAGAGAAAAUAUGAUGACGUGAUCUCAUCCUCCAGUUCUGAUGACUUUUCCAUCUACUCCUUCACUGACUGUGAAUCUGAGUGUGAUGAUGAGGAUCAUGAAAGGAGGACCCCAAAGCUGAAAGUUGAGAAUGGAAAGGUGACAAAGCUUGAUGUGAGGGAUAUGGAUGAGGAUGAUUUGUCUCUCCACUCCUUCGAUGAGUCAGACUUCCUGGUCCUACAGAGCCCAGGGAAGGUCUCAGGUCCUGUAUCUGUCAAGAAUGGCCUCUCUCCUCUUGUGACCUCAGCACACCGGACCCUGGCUGAAGCCCUACGGGCCCUACCCUCUGCUGUAGGCUCUCCCUACCCAGUAAAUGUCCCAAGGCCUCGGACUCCUCUCAACCCUGUCAUUAUCGGUCUGCCCCGAAUAGAGAACUUCCCAUACCGCCACAGCCCUCGCCUGGCUCCCAUCACCAACCUGAGCGAGACCGGCAGGAAGCUGCUCCAGGAAAUGGCUGGAGUGGCCCCACAGGAAGGGAAGGUCAAUAAGAAAAAGAAGGGCAAGGCCAAAAAGGAAUUGAAGCAAGAGAAGGCUAGUAAGACGCAACAGAUGGGAAAUGUUGGAGAAAGUAAGGAGGAGGACAAGAAAGAGGAAAAGAAGAGUCUGAGGAAGAGGUUUCUUGAGUGGCUGCUGCCCAAACUGAGAUGUUCAAAGAAAUAAUGGCCAACUAUUACUUCUACCCCACACACACACACACACACACACACACACACACACACACAGAUUUUGAGUAUUGGUUAUUCCUACAACACACACAAACAUAAUUUCAGAGACGGGAACUAUGAUUAGCAAAAUACAUAUAUUGGUCUCAUUCUUAUAUUUUGAGACAUGCAGCAUUAUUUAAAUAAAAAUGAAAUUGAUCCCCAUACAGCCUAUGAUAAUGAGUUGGAUUUACAUGCUUAGGCUUGGAAAUAUAGCCAGGAGAAGCAGGGUCAACACCUCUACUCAUGUCAUAAGUGCCAUGACAUCUUUAGUAACCACAGAGAGAUAAGACCUCUGUCUCAACAGUCUC